Messenger RNA from Vidua chalybeata, 1568 nucleotides. RefSeq names its product serine/threonine-protein kinase PAK 3-like. Gene Ontology annotation, molecular function: ATP binding; protein serine/threonine kinase activity. Gene Ontology annotation, biological process: protein phosphorylation; regulation of MAPK cascade; intracellular signal transduction. Gene Ontology annotation, cellular component: cytoplasm. The record is from RefSeq and is a predicted model, not a curated record. The transcript has 12 exons. The coding region runs from base 205 to 1527 and encodes 440 amino acids. NCBI's taxonomy places the organism in Eukaryota, Metazoa, Chordata, Aves, Passeriformes, Viduidae.
GGUGUCGCUGAAAGGUUGGCAAGUCCCCGCAGUGCCUACAGGACACUGCUGUUCCUGCAAUCCAGACCUCCUCGAUGCCUCCUCCUGCUGGCAUUCCAGCAGGAUCCUUCUCCAGGAGUUCUCAGUCAGCUGCCUGCAAACCAGCCAGGGUUUUAUAGCUUUUGGGCUAUGCUGUUCUGCAAGUUCUAGCGCAGGUCUGCAGAAAUGAUCCGGCAAAUCGCUGCCGCAGCGUGUGAUUUUCUGUCUGCCACAUCUGCAAUGUAUUUUUAUCCAGAUAAACCCUGGCUGGUGACAGCUCAUCUGGGGAAUCUGAUCACCCAGUUAUCCAGAGGUGGAUACAUGGCAGCCCAUCCUUUGGCCACAACACUGCCACCAGGACGUCAGCUGGCUCCUUCCCUUCCUGGACAAGAGGAUAGUGAGAAGGAGGUGGACAAGGAGCCUGCAGCUUUUGCCUCAGCAGAAGCAAUCCACACGAGCUCUCUGCUGGGAGCUGAAGAAGCAGAUGAUGAGACAUUUCUCGUGUCUGACACCCUCAGCCAAAGCGCAGGCGCUCUGGACAAACCCAGGGCCGGGCUGCAGAAGAAAUGCCAGCUGACAGAGGAAGUGCUGGAGCAACUGAGGGGCAUUGUGAACGAGGGGGACCCCAAGACCAAAUACACUGAAUUUGUUCACAUUGGCCAAGGGGGUUUCGGGACUGUUUACAAAGCCAUCGACCCAGCCACAGGAGAUGUGGUGGCCCUAAAGAAGAUGCCUCUCCGCAAACGGAGCAGAAAGGAACUCGUUGUCAACGAGAUUCAGGUCAUGAAGGAAAACAGGCAUCCCAAUAUUGUCAAUUAUAUAGACAGCUACCUGGUGAAUGAAGACCUGUGGCUCGUGAUGGAAUAUGUGGAUGGAGGCACUUUAACCAGCGUUAUUGUCCGAGUCUUUAUGGAGGAAAGAAUGAUAGCUGCUAUCAGCAGGGAGUGCCUCAAAGCCCUGGAUUUCCUUCAUUCAAAGAACGUGAUCCAUAGAGAUGUCAAAAGUGACAAUAUUCUUCUCGGGAUGGACGGAUCUGUGAAACUGACUGAUUUUGGCCUGUGUGCUCAGCUGACCCUGGAGCGGAGCACACGGUGCACAGUGCUUGGCUCUCCUUACUGGGUAGCACCAGAAAUCCUGAAAAGAAAGGAAUAUGACACCCAAGUGGACAUCUGGGCCCUUGGGAUCGUGGCCAUUGAAAUGCUGGAGGGGGAACCUCCGUACUUUAAAGAAAGCCCUGUCCAGGCUCAGCGCCUGAUCGCCCGGAACAGGUACCCCCCUCUGAAGAUGCCCAGCAAGAUUUCAGUUCUGUUCCACGCCUUCCUGCACUCCUGCCUGGACACCGACCCCAGCGUCCGCUGGACAGCCAGCGAGCUCCUGCAGCAUCCAUUUUUACAAACAGCCACGAGUCUCUCUGUCCUGCCUGACGUGAUCCAUAUAGCCAGGAAAAUCUGUCGGGCCAUGGAAGCACUUCAUACCAGCAGUGCCAACCUAGAGGAAAAGAAGGAAUAAAAUUUUCACUCCUUUGGGAGAUUUGCUCCCUUCUCACCCAA